UUUUAAUUAAUUUAUUUUUUUUAAGGGUAAGUUUGUUUCUUAUAGAAGAUAUUGGUUCAGGAAGUUAAAGCAUCAUGAAUAUAAAUAAUCUCUGUUCCCUCCACGCCAAAAUGUCAACACAGGAAGCACUGGACAGUUCCAUAGAGAUCCUGGAGGAAGUACAGAAUGUGAGACCAAUGAACUCUGGUGUAGCACUGGAGGUGGAAGUUCUUUAUGAUGGUGGUGGCAGCAGCAGUGCCGACCCUCAGAUUAUACAGCAGGAUGAGGUGGAGCACAUUGCCACUAACACUCUGCACCAAGAGCAGCAGCAGCAGCAGCAGCAGCAGCAGCAGGAGACACCACCACCCAAACGAUCACAGCGGCAGCGGCGGCCGGUGCAGCAAUACCACCAGCAGCAACUGGAGCAGCAGCAGCAGGCGGCACAGCAGAGGCUUCAGCGACAACAGCAGCGGCAGCAGCAACAAAAGCAGCUGCAGCAACAGCGAGCCCAGCAAAGACAGAUGUUGCAGAUGCAACAAAAGCAGUUCCAACAGCAGCAGCAACAGCAACAACAGCAGCAGCAGCAGCAGAGCCAGCCACGGGGAGUGAAGCGCAAGGAGCCGGAGGUGCAGGUGGUGCGGCAGCCCAAGGCACAGAAGACCAGCCGGGGGGAGGUGGGCGGUGCUGGCACUCUCAAGUACCGCAAGAGGAUUCCAGACGAUGAUAUCCAGAUCGUGUUUGAGUGGGAUCCAGCCACGGUGAUAGCAGAGCGGCAGAAGGUGGAGGAGUGGGUGGCCAAGAAUGUGGUGACCAUGUUUGACCAGGAGAACACACUGCCCUUCAUUGCCCGCUACCGGAAGGACAAGACCGGCAACAUGGAUGUGGAGAAGCUGCGUGAAAUCCAAAACACUUACUCUCAGUUAAAGCAUGUUCAAGAGCGGGUGGUGAAGAUCCUGAAGACAGACAACAAAAAGUUGCCAGAGGACCGUAAGGAGUCACUGCUGCGAGCCACGACCAUGCAUGAAGUGGAGCACCUGACUGCUGCAUACAAGGGCAGUGGGAAACGUACUUAUGCUGAGCGAGCGCGUGAGCUGGGGCUGGGGCCAGCAGCCAUGGAGGUGCUGCAGGGUAUACAGAGCAAGUUUGUUGACCAGCAGGAGCUGUACCCCCUCAUUGACCCCAACCGUGAGGGCCUGCGCAGUGUGGAGGAGGUGGAGCAGGGGCUGCAGCACAUCAUUGCUGAUGUCAUCAGCAAGGACCCACAAGUGCUGGACUGUGUGCGGCGCCUGAUGAAGAUGUGUGAGCCACUUUUGGAAUGCACCAAGGCACGGAAGCAGCAGAAGAGGGACCAGGGCAAGGUGGCCAGUAGAGGACCAGGACCCAGUGAUGAUCUCUGUGCAAAAUAUGAACAUUACUUUGAUUUCAAGUGCAUGGCAUGGCACACCAAGCCCCAUGCAAUCCUGGCUAUGAACCGUGGGGAGCACCAGGGAGUGUUGACGGUCAAGAUUGUCAUUCCAGAGAACACAUAUCGCUAUUUCUUCAACUUCUGUCAGCAAAAGUGGCCAGGUCAUUCUCAGUAUUACCGCACCCAGCUUGUCAUGAUGAGCACUGAAGAUAGUUGGGAGAGACUGGUGAGGCCCUUCAUGCAGCGACAGAUCCGCAGUGAAUUGACAGAGAAGGCUGAGAUAGCAUCUGUCGAGGUGUUUGCUGCAAACCUGAGGAAGCUGCUGCUCACCCCACCAGUGCGAGGGAAGACAGUGCUUGCUAUUGAUCCAGGAUUUGCUAAUGGCUGUAAAAUAGGAGUGACCGAUCCAAAUGGGGACAAGGUGCUCACUACUACUAUAUAUCCCUUCCGUGGCAACCAGCACAUGCAAGCAGAGGAGUGGAUCAAAGACCACAAUGCCCGCUCCCUCAGAGAGAUUGUCCACAGAUUUGGAUGUGAGCUGUUUGUGGUGGGUAAUGGCUGUGGGUGCCGGGAGACGGAGACUUACCUGAGCCGCCUCAUUGCACAGAAGUGCUUUGAGCCGUACAAUGUGCAGUACUCCAUCAUCAAUGAAACUGGCGCAUCCCAGUACUCUGUGUCCGCUGAGGCGAAGGCAGAGUUCCCAGGUCUUGAUCCAAACCACAUUAGUGCCUUGUCGCUGGCGCGGCGGCUCCAAGACCCGCUGCUGGAGUACAUUAAGGUACAUCCUAUGCACAUGGGUGUUGGCAUGUACCAGCACGACAUUCCUGAGCGCAUCCUCCACGCCUCGCUUGACUCUGUCAUGACGGAGUGUGUCUCCUUUGUGGGUGUUGACAUCAACUGUGCUUCAGAAUUUGUACUUAGGAAACUGUCCGGCUUGAACAAGUCACGUGCAGCAAAUAUAGUGGAGUACAGGAAGACCAAGGGGCCCUUCAUAAACAGGGAGCAGUUGAAGUCUGUGAAAGGGGUGGGGCCUCGCACCUUUGAGCAGUGUGCAGGCUUCAUCAGAAUUAUGCCUGAAACACUUGCCAGUGAAGUUAACAGAACUCCCCAAGGAAAGAAGCGGGCAGCGAAGGAGGCAGUAAACCCCUUUGACCGCACAAUGAUCCACCCUGAGUCAUACGAUGCAGCAUCAAAGUUUAUAAGCAUGGUUGGCGUGCACCAGCAGGAUAUUGGCAGUGACCACUUCAUCCGCACUCUGCAGCACUUCAUGCAGACAGCCAGUGUGGAGGAUGUAGCCAGGCAGUGUGAGGUGAGUGUGCCCACCAUGCAGCUCAUCAUUGAGGGUCUGGCUCAGCCACUUGACUACGACAUCCGAGCACAGUUUGAAAAGCCACUCUUCCGCCAGGGUGUCACUUCCAUAGACGACAUAUCUUUGGGCACCAAGCUCAGAGGUUCUGUCAGAAAUGUGGUUCACUUUGGAGCCUUUGUGGAUGUUGGUCUUGGUCAGGACGGGCUGGUGCACUCCUCAAGGAUGGGUGGGAUGCGGUUGGAGCUCGGCAAUGUUGUGGAAGUGACUGUCGUUAAUAUUGACAAAGGUCGUGGUAGGAUUGGGUUAAUGCUGCAUAGAGUGUUGAGUUGAAGACUCUGUGUGUGUGUUACCUGAACACUGUGGUGGGUGAAUGUCUGUGUUGUCUCAAGGAAAUUAUGGAUCUUCAGAGAGUUAAUUGAGAAAUAUUUUGAAACAAACAAGUAUUUUGUUCAUUUCAUAAUUGGAGAACCACUGUUUGUGAAGUGUUGGAGUUGAGUUCAGUAAUGGUUGAUUUUUAAUGUUCCAGCGACUGUUAAUCCAUGGUGUUACAACAGACGUAGACUGUUCUGAUAGUGUUGCCAUAGCUGUGGAUGCCAAUCGUGUGUUGUACAGUGAAGAGACAUAAACAGUGGAUUUCCAGCCCAGUGUCAUCCACAUGAAGCUGUGGAUAUCAGUGUACACUUCAAUAGGACCAACUUAUUGCUAAGGAGAAUGGUAUCCUUAAGCAGAAUAUACUGCCCAAGACACUAGAAUGGGUGUCUGAAGCACAAAGCUGCUGGUGACAGUUCCUUAUGCACACUGUCCCAGAGUUACUAUAAUGUGAAACACAAUGCCAAGAUUUUUGUUAUUUUAAGCUAGUGUAAAGUUAUCCUGUUAUAUUGAGUUGCAAUGAGCACAAAGCUAAAAUGUUUUUGAUGCAACAAUAAUGCAUUGUAGUUCCUGUACAGAACAUUCCUGGGAGCACCUCACCACCUUGCUGAUGAAUGGGCUCCAGUAUUUAGCAUUGCAUUUAUGUAACUAAACAACAUUAUUGAGUUUGUACCUGAAUUCAGUAGAAGCAACAUAUUUGUUACAUAUGGUAUUUGUGGAUCUGUUGGUGUUUGUCCAGAGUUCCUAACUGGCCUCACUAAUAACUACCAAGAUGUUGGAGGCAUGUGUACAUACUCUUUAAAUGUCUAGGAAAAGUUGUUAGGAAAGGAAAAACUCUGGCCCAUGAAACUUUGUAAUGAUCGAGUCAUUUGCCCAAUGUGUUGUCAGGGACUUGACAGGGACCCAAGGUGCUGACCAUUUCAUCAUACAUAUGGAUCUGGGCUUCCAAUUCUACAACCUAACAAUUGAGUAAUGAGGAUUUAUGCAGCAAAUUGGUCACUGAACCGUGAGCCACAGGCCUCCUGCAAGGCAUUUGCCAUUGGCUGACUGUGUGAGAGGUUUUAUCUGUCUGUUGGCCUGGCUGCCUGCAUAUACUCUGUUCCCGUGAGGAGUGGAUCGUGUUUAAGGUAAUCUGAACCUCCAGUCCUCAUAGUGCAGUGCUUUGGUAAUGCCAAGUGUUAAAGACAAUGGACACAUUCAGACAAGUGCAAUAUGUGAUGGAAGAAUUUUUUUUUUUUUUUUUCAUACACAUAUAAAUCUUAAAUUUCAUUUUUCUGGUGCUAAGAAAUUACCUUAGUAAUUUUUUCCCAUUACAUAAAAUUGUCACCAGUCCACACAGAAAUCAACAUCUUCCUCUUCAACAAAAGGUUUAGGGCUCAUGACUCGGUGAUCAGACUAGCAGCAGCAUCAUUGAUGAAACACAGACUUGUAAUAAGUAAGGCAUUAUGUGCUGUGCUGCAAUAUCAUAGGCAACCACACAAGGAGUGUGUGACUGAUACUUGUGCAAAGAGCAGUGAAUUUCUUUAGUGAAGACCAUCCAGAACAAUGUUCUGCUUUUGAACGUGUUUGAUUAUUGAAUAGCUUGCACUGUCAUGGAAACAAAAGUAUCAUUUCAUAAUUGGUGAUUUUUUUUUUUUUUAAUGAAUGUAACACAUUGCAAGUAAGGUACUACAAAUUGUCAUCUAAAAUUAGUUUUGAUAAAUAAAAUCUGAAAAGAUG
This is a messenger RNA of Scylla paramamosain (green mud crab), 4781 nucleotides long. Its product is annotated as S1 RNA-binding domain-containing protein 1-like. Bases 75 to 3023 code for a protein of 982 amino acids. The transcript has 17 exons. Gene Ontology annotation, biological process: translation; nucleobase-containing compound metabolic process. Lineage: Eukaryota; Metazoa; Arthropoda; Malacostraca; Decapoda; Portunidae. Gene Ontology annotation, molecular function: structural constituent of ribosome; mRNA binding. The record is from RefSeq and is a predicted model, not a curated record.